Molecule: messenger RNA, 828 nt
Organism: Aspergillus melleus
Lineage: Eukaryota; Fungi; Ascomycota; Eurotiomycetes; Eurotiales; Aspergillaceae
Exons: 3
Coding region: 1-828 (275 amino acids)
Source: RefSeq, a predicted model, not a curated record
AUGGCUCCCAACGACCAUCCGCUGCCGGAUGACAAUACCAAAAAUGAUGGAGCAUCUGCGCCCACCCUCUCGCUGGAUUUGCCUCCCCAACUACCUCCGCUCGCCCCGUUCUCAUCAGAACCCGCCCAGGACCCGAACCCUCCUGUCCAUGUCCAGUCCGAGACCGCUCCUCACGACAACACGAUAACUGACGCGACGGAUGUGAAACCUGCUGCCGGCAACGAGAGCGUGGAACCGGUCGCUUCUCCCCAAGUCAGCGAACCGAAUGCUCUCAGCGAACUGAAUGCUCCCCCGACAACCCAAGCUCCCCCGACCACCCAAGCUCCUGCCGAGGAGUCAAACGAACCCAAAACCCCCGAAGUCGCUCACGAGUCAACGUCGCCGGUCUCCGAAACCUCGGCGAAGGAAGACGAAGAUUCGGGUCCGUCGUUGUUGAUCACACUCCUGUUGAUAACCGGGGCCCGGCAUCCGUUCAAGAUCGAUGGAAAAUACCUUCGCAAACAGUCCGUCAAUGUGGAAAACAACGAUCCCUUCGCCAUGAGCGUCUACACCCUGAAGGAGCUCAUCUGGAAGGGAUGGCGACCAGAAUGGGAACCGCGACCGGCUUCGCCCACCUCGAUCCGAUUAAUUUCGUUCGGAAAACUCCUCGACGACAAAGCACCCCUGUCUGAUUCCAAAUUCAACCACGACGCUCCCAAUGUUGUCCAUAUGACCGUCAAGCCUCCAGAGGUUAUCGAGGACGAAGACACCAAGGGAACCAAGGGACAAUAUCCGCGCGACCGAGAGGGCAGUCAACGGAGCCCCGGUUGCCGUUGUGUCAUUCAAUAA